AUGACAAGCACAAAUAUACUACCCACAGUUGCGUCCAACCCUCCUCUACCACCUCCUCCCUCCGACCCUCCCACAGCACCGCAGCAAUCCCAAAAUCGACAGCCACUGCUUCUCCCUCCGCCAUUUGAUACCACCUCACCCGCACCGACGCUGAUAACCCAGGGCGCCGAGGCUCUCUUAUACCGCACGCACUUCCUCUCCCCGUCGCAGGCAGCGGCCCUUAAAUUCCGGCCGAGCAAAGCAUACAGACAUCCCACUCUUGACGCGCGGCUGACCAAGCAGAGGGUAUUGGCUGAAGCACGCAUUCUUGUCAAGCUGUCCUCGGCGCUUAACGGUGACGAGGAGGAUGGAGUCGGGGUAAAAGUGCCCGCGGUGUUGAGCCUGGAGUGGGAUAUGGCAAGGAAGGUGAGAGGUUUGACGCAUGCGCAGAGGGGUGAGAGGGGACAGCGGGGCCAGGGCGCGUGGCUUCUCAUGGAGUGGAUCGAGGGACGCAGCGUCAAGGAGUUGUUAAGAGGUUGGGAUGCUUGGUACAAGACUCUCGGCGUCAACGCCAAUACGAGUCCACGGGACGAGAUCGCUGUGCGCGAAGGAGAAGAAGCGGUCAAGAAAUUACUCCGUCGCAUCGGUCGUGCGGUGGGCGCCAUGCAUGCCAAAGGGGGCGUGGUCCAUGGGGAUUUGACGAGUAGCAAUAUCAUGAUCCGGCCUCACACCACCCGAGGGCAUACAAAUGGAAUCGUCAAUGGCGAGCAUGAGUAUGAGCAUGAUCAAGAGCCGGAUGUACUACAAUCGGAGAACCCGACGCCGUUGCAACCCCCAGAUUUGACCGGUGAGAUCGUGCUCAUCGACUUCGGCCUCGCGACGCAGUCCAUCCAGGACGAAGACCGGGCCGUCGAUCUCUACGUGCUCGAGCGGGCGUUUGGAUCCACGCACCCGAAACAGGAAGGCUGGUUCGAUGCCGAGGUCCUACAGAGUCAGGAUGGGUACCGGGGCAGUUUCAAGGGCGCCAACGUCGUGCUCAAGAGAUUGGACGAAGUGAGGUUGAGAGGGAGGAAGAGGAGCAUGAUUGGAUAA
Molecule: messenger RNA, 1071 nt
Organism: Fonsecaea multimorphosa CBS 102226
Lineage: Eukaryota; Fungi; Ascomycota; Eurotiomycetes; Chaetothyriales; Herpotrichiellaceae
Exons: 1
Coding region: 1-1071 (356 amino acids)
Biological process (GO): protein phosphorylation
Cellular component (GO): EKC/KEOPS complex; cytosol; nucleus
Molecular function (GO): ATP binding; protein serine/threonine kinase activity
Source: RefSeq, a predicted model, not a curated record